AAAACGUGAUGGGUCAAAAGAAAAAGCCAUAAAAUGAGAUAUUCAAUGACCAAUUUGCCCUCGUAUUCUUUCUAUAAAUCCACACCACUCUCCUCGUUCCUUCCACUCCAUUAGCCACUCUAUUCAUUUCCAAUUAUAGAUCGGCGUUUCGUGUGUAUUCUUUUGGAGAGAAGAUGUUGGGAGUGUUUAGCAGCUCGAUAGUUUCGCCGCCGGACGAGUUGGUAGCGGCCGGAAGUAGGACGCCGUCGCCGAAGGUGACAGCGGCGAAGCUGAUGUCCCGGUUCCUGGAGGCGAACUCGUCGGGGGUGUCCAUUCAGAUCGGCGACGAUGUCCAGAUGGCCUACACUCACCACAACCAGUCGGUUUUACAGCCCAGAUCAUUCGCAGUUAAGGAUGAAAUGUUCUGCUUGUUUGAAGGAGCCCUCGACAACCUGGGGAGUCUGAAACAACAGUAUGGCCUUGCGAAGUCUGCCGAUGAGGUGCUUUUGGUGAUUGAAGCAUACAAAGCACUUCGUGACCGGGCACCUUACCCUGCGAAUCGAGUUGUUGGCCACCUUGAGGGGAAUUUCGCUUUCAUGGUUUUCGACAAAUCGACUUCCAGUUUAUUUGUCGCUACUGACCAAUUUGGCAAAGUUCCUCUCUAUUGGGGAAUCACUGCUGAUGGAUACGUCGCAUUUGCUGAUGAUGCUGAUUUGCUAAAGGGUGCUUGUGGCAAAUCACUUGCUUCCUUUCCACAGGGUUGUUUCUUCUCCACUGCAGUCGGAGAACUUAGAAGCUAUGAGAAUCCCAA
Molecule: messenger RNA, 790 nt
Organism: Olea europaea var. sylvestris
Lineage: Eukaryota; Viridiplantae; Streptophyta; Magnoliopsida; Lamiales; Oleaceae
Product: stem-specific protein TSJT1-like
Exons: 4
Source: RefSeq, a predicted model, not a curated record